AUGGGUAAGAAAAUAGUGGCCGAAUGCAAUGACCUAUUCGAGAGUUUCGCCCAUUCCGACAUUGACCAUCGCGCCAUCGAUAGGACUUCCAUUCCCGUUUCUAGUACUUCCUCGGCCGGUCGAGGAGUACACCAAAUUAGCUUGGAUAAAUUGAUGGUUGCGGCGUUGGAAAACCUUGAGAGAAGGCUUACCAAUAGGAUGAACGAUUUAGAGAAGAGGGUCGAUAGGUGUGAGGUGUGUAGAGGGGGUCACGAUACCAUAGAUUGCCCCACACUCACGGUUGAGCAGGUAGAGUUCAUAGCCAAUAGAGGUCCAACAAACCCUUUCAACAAUUCAAAUUUAGGGUCCAAUUGGCGUAGUAACACCUUCCAUCUUCCGGUUCAGUUUGGUAGUUCAGGUUCAGGAGGUCAGUUCAAUAGUGGGGGGUCAAACAGUCAAGGUUCAAACAACCAAGACUUGGGUAGUGGUCUAGAUGAGAUUAAAGCUAUGUUAUCCCAAAUACUAGUUGAGAAUCAAGCAACCAAAAGGACCUUAGAGGCCACUCAAAGAACCCUAGAGGACCAUGCCAUAUUUUUAAAGAACAAUCACUCCAACUUUUUGGACCUUCAAAGGCAAGUCAGUGACAUAGAUCGUCAAUUGCAAGAAAGGUGUUGCGGUCAGUUCUCGGGUAACUGCCAACCCAACACAGUCAAUCAUCAUGUUAAAGCUAUAUCUACUAGGUCGGGUCUAGAGUUAAGAAAGGUUGGUCCACCACCGGUUCGAAUAGAGGAAGAGGAGCCGAUGGAUGACGAGAUAGAGCUAGAGGCACCUCCACUAGAAAAGAGUGUUAGGAGUCCGGUUAAGAUAGUUAGACCGAGUCCUGAGAUUGAUCAUGCUCAUGCUCCUUAUCCUGAACGUUUAAAGAACCAAAAAUUCCUAGACAUGUUCAAACAAUUUCAGAUCAAUCUACCGUUAAUCGAAGCCCUCAAGCAUAUGCCGAAAUAUGCUAAGUUCUUAAAAGAAAUCCUAAAAGGGAAAGAUAAGUUAGAGGAAAUUUCGAAUGUCUCCUUGAAUGUCGAAUGCUCUGUCGUGGUCAUGAACAGCCUACCGGAGAAACUAACAGAUCCGGGUAUCUUCAUGAUCCCGUGUUUGUUUGGUGGUGAUGUUCAAAACCACGCAUUGGCCGACCUUGGUGCUAGUAUUAAUUUGAUGCCAUAUUCAUUUUAUGAAAAACUAGGCCUUGGUGAUCUAAAAUCCACUCGUAUGACCCUAUCUUUAGCGGACAAAACGGUUAAGUAUCCCCGGGGAAUUGUAGAGAAUUUGUUAGUAAAGGUCGAUAAGUUUGUCUUCCCGAUGGACUUCGUAGUACUAGACAUGGAAGCCGAUGAAAACGUACUGUUGAUUUUAGAACGUCCAUUCUUGAACACAUCCAAAGCUCUAAUAGAUGUCUACUUAGGCACUAUCACACUUCGAGCGGGGGAGGAAUCGGUAGUUUUUAAGGUUACCAAAUCGAGAGGGUCGAAUGAUAGAGUGGAGGCAGUGGUGUCGGUAGGGAAGAGUGGGAAAGAUAUGAGAAGUGAGAAAGAGGUGGUAAAUGGUCCUAGUCUAGAGGAAGCGAUAGGACCUAAGUGUGGGGAUCCACCUGAUAGGAGAGUUAAGGAUUUAGAAAAGAGGGUAAAAAGGUUCAAACCGCCCGAUGAUGAGUUGAGAGGUUGUGAGAGGUAUGGAGGAGUUUGGGGAGAUUCGGGUAAUUAUAGGUAUGAUGGUGCUAUAGCCCGUGAGUCUUGGUAUGGAGGUGAGCUGCGUCUACAUGAUCCCCCGUGA
Molecule: messenger RNA, 1803 nt
Organism: Helianthus annuus (common sunflower)
Lineage: Eukaryota; Viridiplantae; Streptophyta; Magnoliopsida; Asterales; Asteraceae
Exons: 3
Coding region: 1-1803 (600 amino acids)
Source: RefSeq, a predicted model, not a curated record